Molecule: messenger RNA, 525 nt
Organism: Diabrotica virgifera virgifera (western corn rootworm)
Lineage: Eukaryota; Metazoa; Arthropoda; Insecta; Coleoptera; Chrysomelidae
Exons: 2
Coding region: 129-374 (81 amino acids)
Source: RefSeq, a predicted model, not a curated record
AAGCGACCCGCAACAACAAAUAAACAAAAAACCUACUUAGUUUGUCUACUAGAAAAUUGUAAAGUACCUAUCCAGUCUUGUGCUUCCGUACUUAUUAAGGAAUUAUUGUUUGAUUUAAUAACUCGAAAAUGGGUAAUCACCACGGUCACCAUUCGGAUCAUCACCAUGGACACCACGAUCGUCACCACUACUCCCACGAUCACCAUAUACCGCCUCCACAACCUCCCCCGCAUCAACAGACGUAUUAUGCACCGCCUCCAACAAAUUACGCACCAUCUGCACCUCCGGGUGCUUGGUAUGGACCACCAUUACCGUGCGGACACAAUAUAUUUGUCCAUGGCUGCCAUCAUUGUCACUACUACCAUAGAAGAUAAUAAAGUGAGAUAAAACGUGAGAUAAAACGUGAGAUUUAUUAAUAAGUGAGACGUUUAGUAAGCAUAAUGUAAACAUAAUGUAGCAUAAUGUAGUUUUAAAUGAAUAAAUUUCAAGUCUAGAUGUACAUAACAAUAUGUACAUUAAAAUAUA